Sclerotinia trifoliorum is the source of this 2642-nucleotide messenger RNA. Lineage: Eukaryota; Fungi; Ascomycota; Leotiomycetes; Helotiales; Sclerotiniaceae. The record is from the annotation of a GenBank genome assembly.
UCGAACUAGCAAGUGCUAUACUAUAAUAUGAUAUCGUUUUCAUCAUCAUCAUCAUCAUCAUCACCAUCAUCACUUUUUUUUAAAAAUCGAUAUUUCAUAUGCAGUUCUUAAAUAAUUCAAUUGGUUAAGUGACACAAAUACCAAUCAAUCAAUCAAUCAAUCGAAUUCCUUCAAGACCAUCCAUCCAUCACAUCAACAUGGAUUCAUCAACCACACAUAACCACUCUGCUUUCAAUUCUCCGAACAUACAUACUCCCUCUAACCCACACUUUGUUUACCAUGACAUUGAAAAUCCCGCAUCGCCAUCGGUUUCUACCAGAGCUUCUCUACCCACUUUACAAUCCACCAUGUAUGCACAAGAAUCUUUCAACCUUGGCCCUAUGAGACCUGCAUCUUCAAAUACAUCAAGAAGAUCAGUCUCGGGCAUGAAACAACUUUUACCACUUAAACUUGCCUCUUCACCAGUAUCAGAUAUCGAUUCAUCAUCAACAUCAAGACCAGCAUUAACCAAGAGAACAACCUUUGGUCAAUCAGGACGUGUAGGAGGUUUAUCAAAUUCCGGAAGGAUAGCAGAACGGAGAUUAGCUGGCAUAUCACGAUUAGCUAUACGACCAACUAGUUUUCGCGACACUCCAGUUAUCUCGAAGCCUACGGUACCUUUCCUUGGAAGCCCUCUCUUUCAAGAUAGCUGUACUAAAUGUUCGGAUGAGGUUGCAUGUACUACAUCAUGUAUCAUAGAUGAGUAUGAAGGUUUUAGUGAUUCGAGUUCAAGUGGAGGAGAUGGUUCGGAUUAUUCGAAUCAUCAUACACAAAGUGCAGCUUCAUCAGCUAUUUCUUCCAGAAGACAUUAUCGACCAGACUCAGAUUUCUCCUUCAAAUGUUUAGGUGAACCUAAUCCAAAUUCUGGAUCAUCAUGGCUUGGUAGUCCACUUAAACCACGAGCUGUUCCUAGAUUGUCAACUUUGGAUAUCGAAGAAUGGUUAGGAGAUAGUGAAAGCAUGUGUGGAAGUUCAGAUGAUGAAGACUCUGGUGACUUUUUUGUAUGUUAUGUACCCAUUCCAUUCAUCAAAGCAAUCACUAAUAAUUUUAGGCUUGCGCAACAGCUCUUUCACCAGCCAAAGCACAAGUGGUUCAAGUAAAUCACAAACAAUCUCCAAGAUUAUCCAUUACUAUUCCACCAAGAUCAACAUCAAUUGCGAAGUUUAAACAAUCUGAUUCUUCCGCUCUUCGAAAGUUAACUUCACGUUCACCUAUCAAAACAUCUUUAGUGGAUGAUUUAGCCAUGUCAAGUCCUCCGACUUCACCAGAACCAACAUACCAAAAAGUUACUAUGAAUCAAGGAAAUGUCCUUCAUUCACCAAUAGAUCUUUCACCAACUGAAUUUUCACCAACACCAGCAUCUCCAGAUACGAUACUUGAUAUCGUAGCCGCAAUUGAAGAAAGCACUUCAAAUUUUCCUUCCAAGAUGUUAUUAGUUGAUACUCCAUGUAUAUCAUCCAUUCGUUCACAUCUCAAAGCUACAUCGGUUACAAAUGUCAAGUCAACACCACCACCACCACCACCUUCAACUACAACAUUUAAUCAAUUCCGUCCUAAAGGUCUCAAUCGUCGGAAUCGUCCACAAACAAUUUGUCUCUCACCAACUUCAAAAUCUAAAUCUUCCAAUUCUCAAAUUCCAACAACUCCACCAUCAACUCCACCAUUCAGUCCUGAUUUUUCCAUUUCUUCAUUCCCUUCUAAAAAUAAAUCCAACGCCACCAAAUCAACAAAUAAAUCUUCCACCCUUCCAACAUUCUCUUAUCAACUUGCCGCAGCAAACCUUCAACCACUUCAUGCUAUAUUUCCCAUCUCCUCGGAUUUUCUCCGCUCAGCUCUCUACGCCCAUAUCCUCGCUUACAUUUUCCUCCAAUCUCUUCCCUCCACAGAUCCUACAUCAUCCUCAUCUCAACUCCACCAAACAACCUCAACCUCAAACUUAACCUCAACCUCAAAACCCCAUCCUCCCUAUCUCAAAAAACAACCCUCAUACAACCCCUCCUUCUCCUACCACAACACAUCCAUUGUCGGUAUCCCCGCCAAAGCAGCCUCUACACUCGGUCUUUCCAUCUCCACAUCCAAUUCUUCACGCCGCAAUGGAAAUGGAAAUGGACAUGGAAAUGGUAGUGGAAGUGGUAAUUUUGAUCUAAGAGGAAACGCAGCAAAAGCAGCACAGAAUAAAAGAAUUGAACAUAAUCUUCGUACGUGUAUUGCGAAGCUGUUAAAAGGGAUGCAGGGGAGAGUAGAUGUGGAUCCUAGGGAUGUGAGUGGGAAUGAAGUUGAGGGGUGGGUUUUGAGGAGUUUGAUUGAGGUUGUUAGGGGAUGUGAGGGGAUUUGAUGGGUGGGGAGGUUUUGGGGAAGUUUUUUGGUUUAUUUCUUUUGUCAGUUUGCGUAUGUGUGAGAGAGAGGGAGAGGGAGAGAGGGGAAGUCACAGCUACAUUUUUGUUUUUCUUUUGUCCUGGUCUGGGUCUGGGUUUGAGUCUGAAAUUCGAGUCUAAGUUUAGCUUUGGUUUUGAUUUUCACAAUCAUAUUGGUUGGUAUGUGGAUAUAUGGAGGGAAGGAAGGGAGAAAAGUAUGGAAACAAGUCACUUUCAUUUUCAUUUUGU